This is a messenger RNA of Guyanagaster necrorhizus, 1870 nucleotides long. RefSeq names its product esterase 1. The transcript has 12 exons. The record is from RefSeq and is a predicted model, not a curated record. NCBI's taxonomy places the organism in Eukaryota, Fungi, Basidiomycota, Agaricomycetes, Agaricales, Physalacriaceae. The coding region runs from base 167 to 1798 and encodes 543 amino acids.
CACCGCUUGACCCUGACGCGUCGGAUUUUCGAAGCAUCUGCGCAGUGUGCGUGAAUCCCAUAUUUUGCAAUAAUACCUCUUCCUCUUUCCAAACGGCCAACAUGCUCCGAACCCAAAACGCUACAUAAGGAGGCCGUGUUCUCCCCCAUUUCUCGUCGCAUUAACCAUGCUCAUCGUGAUAUUCUUACUCUACUGUGCUCUUUUGGCUGCUUCGGCCCCCGAAGUCCAACUGGGCAAAACCAAACUCGUUGGAAGAGAUCUUACGGGGCUACAGGUGGACUUCUUUGGAGCUAUUCCAUUCGCCGAACCUCCAGUUGGAUCCUUGCGUUUGGAGCGUCCUGUAUUGAAAACGGACAUCGAUGCCGAUGAAUUUGACGCCCAGAAUUUUGGACUAGCCUGUUUACAGGAGGACCUUGAAACCGAUGAGAUGUCGGAGGAUUGUUUGACCAUCAACAUAUUUAGGCCGACGGGAGUGUCUUCUGAGGACUUAUUGCCCGUGAUGUUCUGGACCUAUGGUGGCGGUUUCUUUUCAGGCGCUUCGUCGUCGUACAAUGGAAGCAAUAUCGUUGCCCAGAGUGUUACCAGAGGUACUCCCAUCAUCUAUGUGAACUACAAUUAUCGGCUAGGGCCAUUAGGUUUCCCUCAAGGACAGGAGGCCGCUGACAGAGGAGUGAUCAAUCUCGGAACUAGAGAUCAGCUAACUGCCCUGGAAUGGGUUCAAGAGAAUAUUGGCUUCUUCGGUGGCGACAAAGCCAAGGUGACAAUGUUUGGGGAAAGCGCUGGAGCCAUGUCGACAGGUUUGAUGCUUCUAAACUCGUCGAUCUCUAACUGGGCCCGAGCUGCGAUCUUCGAAUCUGGUGCUGCAUCCUCCACCGUCUUUUAUAAUGCAUCUACGCAAGAAUCUAGCUGGGAGUAUUUCGUUGCAGGGACACCAGGUUGCGAGUCUGUCGCCGGCACACAGAACACUUUCCCCUGUCUGCAGGCGGCGAAUUCAUCUGCUAUAUAUCAAGGACUUGUGGAGGCAUAUACAUUGUCCCUCCCAGGAAAAUCUGCCUUUUCUCCGACUCUGGACGGUCCUUCGGGUCUUAUUCCCGAUUUGCCUACACAUCUCUGGGCAAAGGGCGAGUUUGCCACGAUUCCUUUCAUUGCAGGCUCGAACCUAGAUGAAGGAACGCUCGGCCUAUCGACAAAUACUAGUUUCACUGAUGAGGUCAUUAGGGACUACAUACAAACCACCUAUUCAGCUUUCCCACCUUACAUCUCUGAUGAUAUCCUGGACCAGCUUCUCGAACUGUACCCUGACGACCCAUCCUUGGGCUUGCCGUAUGGUACCGGAAAUGAUACAUUUGGGUUGCCCAUAGGCUAUAAGAGAGUGGCAUCCAUGACUGGUGACUUGGUCAUUGAUGCUGAACGUCGAGCAUGGACACAGACUGCUACACAAGCAGGCGUGAAAGCGUACGGAUACCAAUUCGCGCAGAAUACUUCGUUGUUCGCUCCCCACUACGGAGUUCCUCAUACCACAGAAUUAUACUUUAUCUACGGAGAGCUGAACUCCUCCACCGAACCCGCUUCGUCGAUCUUGUUGGGUGAAAUGAUGGUCGACUAUUGGGUUUCAUUCGCUACGAGCUUGGAUCCCAAUGAUGGCUUAGGGACGUCUCGUCCCAACUGGCCACAGUAUACACCGGACAAUGAGGUGCUCUUACAAUUGAAGGACGAGAAUGUGACUGUCAUUACAGAUGGCUAUCGAGCGGAACAGAUCGAGUUCUAUAGGAAGAAUGCUGACGCUUUCCACCGGUAAAGCAAGUGUAACUACUAUGAUCGGACUUCCUCUUGCUUGUUCAGUAUCAGUUCAAUACAUACGACUUGCUGU